AUGAGUGUGCUCGUGGGCGAAACCGCCAUCAGUGGUAUGUUGGAGUCUCUAAGCAGAGACGAGCAACAUACUGCUAUCAACAAUUUCCUACAAGGGGAACUUGCCGUCGAAAGACAGAAUAUAACCUUACUGCAACAACAAGGCUCUCAUCAGUCGAUGGGCGGGCCGACGCACAUGCGUCGAUAUGAAACCUUGAAGAUUGACAUCUCAAGGUACAAGGGAACCGAUGAAGAUUCCCUUUUAAGAUGGUUCGUCGAGUUAGACGACGCCAUCAGGGCCCGUCACAUCGAGGGUGACGAGAUGCAAGUCACCUUUGCCCUGUCAAAUUUGACGGGACGAGCAAAGGCUUGGUCCUUAGGGCUCAAGCUCCACGACCAGAACGUGUUUGAGUCGUUGGAGAUCUUGAAGUCUCGGCUCAAAGAGACGUUCGAGUCGCCGAGAGCCGAGUCCAGAGCACGCUCUGCACUCUUGAGGCUAAAACAAGGUUAG
Peronospora matthiolae is the source of this 489-nucleotide messenger RNA. The record is from the annotation of a GenBank genome assembly. Lineage: Eukaryota; Oomycota; Peronosporomycetes; Peronosporales; Peronosporaceae.